GGUAGAACCAGCUUUGUCAUUGUUUCUCGUGGCGCUUGCAUGCUGGAGAUCCUUCAAAAAAUACAUGCAGCCACAAUGAUUCAUCCUAGCCGUUCUUUGCGGUUGAAAAUGAAAUUUCCCAUGAACGGGGGAAAGUACAUGCUUAUGCCCCUCAUUGAUGAGCCUAUAACAAAUAUGUGGGGCAUAACUCAAAUGGAGGAUAUGUCGACGCUUGAGAUAUACAUUGAGGAAUCCUGUGACGCCUAUGGUACUCAAUCAACAUCAAAUGAUGUCGUAUCUACGCAUGAUGUCAAUGCAGGGGUGAAUGCAGGGAACUCCUCAAAGGCUCCUGUACUGGACAUGGUUAUACAGGAAGAUGGUAGGUAUUUGCACAACGGUGCAUCAUUUGUGGAUGGGCAGGGAAGUGAUGAUGAUGCUGACGAGAACAUCAAUGGUGAUGACAUGACAGAUCUGAUGAAGAUGAUGGUGAUACUGUCACGAAAACUGCCCCGUCUAGCCAUUUUACUAGAAUGUGCCUCUAGAUAGAGCGCUUCUCACUGCUCUACUUGAGCGUUAGAGGCAGGAGACACACUCAUUUCACCUCCCUGUUGGUGAGGUGACAGUGACAUUGGGAGAUAUUGUUGUACUUACCAGGUUAGAGGUUCAUGGGAGAGCUGUUACAGGCACUGCUUGUCGACAGUGGGUGGAUGAGUGUGAGCGGUUGUUAGGCAUCCAUCCCGUUCUUAGGACUGACCUUCAGGGGUCACUCUGAGGAUGCCAUGGUUGAGGGAGCACUUCCAGGUGCUUCCUCCCGACGCUGAUGAGGUGAUGAUCCAGCAGCAUGCUCGGGCUUAUAUAUUGAUGAUGAUGGGAGCCUCCAUUUUCGCUGACAAGAGCGGAAAUGAGGUUCAGGUGCUGCACUUGCCUUUGCUAGAGAGGUUUGAUGUAGCAGCACAGUUCAGCUGGGGUAGUGCCACCUUGGCUUAUCUAUACAGACAGCUUUGUCGCGGCUACCAGAGAGGGAGCACAGAGCUUGGGGGAUUUUUGCUACUCCUCCAGAUUUGGUCAUGGGAGUAUAUCCACAUUGGGCGUCCCAUUAUAGUCGGAUAUCAUGGCAUUGAUGGACAACCACUGCCUGAUGAGCCUCCACAUCUUCUAGGACCACAUCAUGUACGGGGCGAGGACCCUCUAGGCCGUCGAUGGCUAUAUGCUGGUCUAUCUCGCAUGUCAUCCGUUACUGGGCUCGGUGUGUACAAGGAUGCAUUUGAUCGGAUGUCUGAGGAGCAGAUUACAUGGAUGCCGUUUACACCUGAGAUGUUAGCAGAGUUGCCCCCAACUGGACGAGAGCAUACUCACAUAUGUGUCGUUGAUAUGUUUUGACAUUGUUGAGCUUCAUUUGCCUGAUAGAGUCUUGCGACAGUUUGGGUUUGAGCAGGUCGUUCCACGGCCUAUCGACACUUAUGUUGAGCUGCAUAGGCUGGAUAGGCGUGGGAAGCAUACAGAGGAUUGGGCACUCAGACAUGUCCGAUAUGUGACUAUGUGGGAAAGGAGAGCUGAGCUAGUUGUGGCUGGGACACCGACAUAUGUGCCAUCUGUUUCAGGAGACUACAUGGGAUGGUAUUAAAGCAUCACUCGUUUGUUUGUGUCUCCUUCGUUCAGACUCCCUACUCAUCAUUAUCAGCCUAGCUCCUUGGCUUUGCAUCUUACGACACGAGCUUUGCAGCGCAUACAUCGGCGGGCUACUGCCACAGUGACUGAUAGUCAUGAUGUGGACAUGUAUGGAUAGGCUCUGACAGGCAUUGCAUCCUUGUGUUCAGAUGUGUUGGGGCGAAUCGACUACGGCCAUCUUAAACACAUGCCCCCAUCUCAGGAGAUGUCAUCCACGUCUAGUGCAGCGGCGGCUUCAUCGUCACAGACGCAGCAUGAGAGAGUGGUUCUUCAACCAUGACAACGGCGUAGGCGUCAGCCUAGGCGUAGACAUGAGCAGCAACAUCUCCAUGACGAAGCUGAC
This is a messenger RNA of Cuscuta epithymum, 1990 nucleotides long. NCBI's taxonomy places the organism in Eukaryota, Viridiplantae, Streptophyta, Magnoliopsida, Solanales, Convolvulaceae. The record is from the annotation of a GenBank genome assembly.